Molecule: messenger RNA, 1570 nt
Organism: Meloidogyne enterolobii
Lineage: Eukaryota; Metazoa; Nematoda; Chromadorea; Rhabditida; Meloidogynidae
Source: the annotation of a GenBank genome assembly
AAAAAUGGAUAAUUUGCCUAUUGAUAUCCACAGCAAUAAACUUUUAGGUUUAAAUUUUUUAUUUUUAAAAUUUAUUUUUUUAUUAGAUUGGUUAAUUUCUCGUCGUCAUUGUUCCAAAAAUUGGCAAUCAAAUUUUGAUGAAAUUAGACAAAAAAUAAGUAAUGCAAUUAAAGAUAUGCCUGAAAAUGAACAAAUAAUUAAAAUAUUAAAUGGAGGACAAUUUAUUAAUUAUUUUCAUUGUAAAGAAAUUUUAAAAAUUCUUUAUGAGACAGAAAAGGAUACAAAAAAUAUUUUUGGAUUUUAUUCUUCACAAAGAAUUAAGGAUUGGAAGGAAAUUAUUUCUCUUUAUGAAAAUGAAAAUGCUUAUUUGGGAGAAUCUGCCAAUUUUUUACAACGUUAUGUUCAAUAUGAGGUUCCAUCACUUCGAAAGCAAAUAACUAAAAUAGAAAGUGGAAUUAAGGAAGCUGAACGAAAGCAGAAUGACUAUUCUAAAUUAGCAAUUGAAAGUAAUCGCCUUUUUCAUCAAGAAUUGGCCAAAUGGGGUUUAAAUAAAAAUAUUAUUAAUAGUCAAAAACAACAAUUCGAAAAUUUACAUUAUAAUUUAAUGUUAAUUGCCGAGUCCCUCCCAAAAGCUGAAAUUUUAAAAAUUGAAGAAAUAAAAAAAGCUUUGGAUUAUUUUUGCUGUUUUUCUCAACAAAUUGGUCAAGAAACAAAUGAUUUAUUCCCUUUACUUCGAAUUUUAACCAAAGAUUUAAAUCGUCCUGUUAGUGAUAUUAGUGUAUAUGAAUGGAAGUAUGGAAGGAAACCUGAUGUUUUGUUGCCUCCAGCGCUUGUUGAAAUAUUACAAACUGUUGAAACAAAGGAAGAGGACGAUGAAAUAGAUUUUGGAGAUGAUGUUGAUAUUGCUGAAAUUGAUUUUUGUACAAAUGGGGAUUCUGAUGAAAGUAUACAAAUUAUAUCUUCAGAUGGAAUUGAUGUUACAAAUAUAAAUAAUGAUAAUAAUGAUUCAACAAUUGUGACAGCUAAAGGAGAAGAAGCUUUACCUAUAUUAGAACAUCCCUUAACUUGUGGAAUAUUUUUGGAUGAAAUAUCAAUUCUUACAGGAUUUUUACAUUUUCGAAUUAAAGAUGAAUGUGCAAUUGAUGGAAAUGCACAAAUUUAUUUGUCAGGAAUUGCACAAAAAGAAAUUAAUAAAUUGACGGAAUUAAUUAAUUUACCUGAAUUAAAAUGUUGGUUAUUAAAUUUACAAAAUAUAUUUAAUGAAUUGGGGGAUACACAACGAUUGCAAUUACUUAGAUUGAGAACUUCGAAAAAUUUUGUAAAUGAAAUUUGUUCAAAAAUUGAACAAAAAAUGCGUCUUGAAUUAAAAUAUCGUCAAUUACAACAAUUAUCAAUAGAAAAACAAAAACAAUAUUUUGAAGAAAGUCAAAAAGUAAAUAUUCUUUUACAAGAAAUUAUUGAAGCAGCAAAGGCUUUACAAGAAAAUUUAGAGGCAGAUAUUUCAAGUAAAUAUAAUGGGCGAGAAGUUUAUAUAAUGGGGGAAAUUAAUGCUGUACUUUAUGGAAAUUAA